AUGUUCCUGCUAGGGGCUCUGACCGAAGUCCUGCUGUUUUGGGGCUGGGUGUGCAGGUCAGAAGGCCUUUGCUCCCCCAUCACGUUUUACAAAAACUGCUGGAUCCGACGAUUCCCAGGCCUUUCGGUUGAUCUGGAGCAUUCCCAGAAGCGAGGAGCUCACAUCCUCAACGUUUAUGCUGCAUCCACUGCCAAACAAUGCAGCCGAGCCUGCUGUAUCCUCAAGGAUGUUUCCUGUAACUUGGCUGUUUUCAACUACAAAACCAAUAUUGAUGAUACAAACUGCAUUCACAUGUAUUGCCCAGUGUUGGAAAGCUGCAUAGUAAGACCUACAAGCAGUGUGAUCCUCUACAAUAUUACACCAGGCAUUGAUCCUGACCUUCUUGUUUUUGAGAAGUUCUCAUUCAAGGAUAUAAACACCAGGUCUUCUUUUAGUAAAUGGGAGAGGCAUGGCGGAGGACGGGUUGCUGACCUCGAAACAGACCAGGAUGAACUAUCUUCCCCAAGGUUCCUUUUCCUGGAGGCCUCCUCCCCCACCACAGCCCCAAAGCCAGGCAUGGACAGGAGUACCAGGAGCUCAUCAGUAGAUGUUGCCUUCAAGAACUCCCCCACGACAUCGAUGGCAUCGGCUUCAGCGAUGGGCCAUUUAGCGAAAGCAACUGAGAUUCUUCCAGGGAGGACCACCUCUUCGACCACUUCAGAUAAUGUCAAGGCAUCUCCCGUCUCUGAUCCUGCGUCCAUCCGGACGGCGUCGCUAUCACCCAGUGAGGUCCUUCCCAAUUCCAGCAAACCCUUGAACGAAACCAAAGUCUACAGCGGAAGGAACAAUAGUUCUCCCGAGGAAGGCCAGCAGCCCACAGAGGAGAUGGCAGAACUCAUCUUCCUUUCCACACUGAUUCUCAGCUACAAUCAUUUCCAAUUGAGUUUGGAAGGCCUGAGAUGA
Molecule: messenger RNA, 942 nt
Organism: Thamnophis elegans (Western terrestrial garter snake)
Lineage: Eukaryota; Metazoa; Chordata; Lepidosauria; Squamata; Natricidae
Gene: MANSC4
Product: MANSC domain containing 4
Exons: 4
Coding region: 1-942 (313 amino acids)
Source: RefSeq, a predicted model, not a curated record